This is a messenger RNA of Diuraphis noxia (Russian wheat aphid), 1455 nucleotides long. RefSeq names its product alpha-tubulin N-acetyltransferase 1-like. Gene Ontology annotation, biological process: alpha-tubulin acetylation. Gene Ontology annotation, cellular component: microtubule. Lineage: Eukaryota; Metazoa; Arthropoda; Insecta; Hemiptera; Aphididae. The record is from RefSeq and is a predicted model, not a curated record. Gene Ontology annotation, molecular function: tubulin N-acetyltransferase activity.
GGAAAACGGUAAACCGUAAACGGAACGUUCAAUAUUAUAUUAAAAAAAUAGUAAUUUAGUUCAUAUAAUAUUGUAGACCUGUAGUUUUUCUGUGUCGUCCAUGAAAUCUACAGGUAACGGUUCCACUUCCUCUUUUUGUUUGUUCACUUCUCGGCCUUCUCACUGGUAAGUGGUAAACUGGUAACGCAUUUUUAUUUUCGUCCGUCAUUACUCAUUAAACGUUUACGUCUCAACGAUUCACUCAAAAUAAUAUCGUAAGCAAAGCUCAUCUGUCCGCAAUAGUUCGUUUGUAUAAGUUCACCGAUAUACUUCAAAAACUCAACGUCAUGGAGUUCCAAUUUGAUUUGAGCCAUGUCGCCCACGAUCAGAUCAUCAAAAUCGACAACUCAUUGUUGCCAGUUGGCUACCAAAAAGACGAUCCAGAAUUGCAAAUGAUGAUAUCUAAUAUUUUGGAUAAAAUGGGGAUAGCAUCAGGAAUUGCUCAAGAAUUAAAAUCUCCAAUUACUUCAGCUGAAAAACUUAGAAAUUCAGAUCAUAUUCUAUAUUUGAUGACAGAACAAACAUCACCAGGACAUUUUGUUGUGGUUGGUUUGUUAAAAAUGGGAUGGAAAAAGUUGUAUUUGUUUAAUAAAAAAGGUUCGAGAACUGAAGCAAUGGUCUACUGUUUACUUGAUUUUUACAUUCACGAAACCAGACAACGUCAUGGAUAUGGAAUAAAACUAAUGGAUUACAUGUUAAAAGAUAAUCAAAUUCAAGCAAGACAAUUGGCUGUUGAUCAACCUACUAAUAAACUUUUACAAUUUUUAUGGAAAUACUUCAACUUAUCCAAAUUAGUUAAUCAAGGAAACAAUUUUGUAAUUUUUGAAGAAUUUUUUGAAAACCCAUCCGAUAAAGAUUCUGCUAAUGACGAUCGCUCAAGUGGUUAUAAAAGUCAGCCGACAUUUGGACGUCAUGGUGCUGCUAGACAACAAGAUUGCAUGGCAAAUAUACUAUAUGGAGAAAAACCAGUAGAAACACAUAAUGGAAAUGGAAAUGGAAAUAAAGUUGAAUAUCAACAAAGAGAAAAUAAACAGCAUAAUGAGGAACGCCAUGUUGAAAUGCAACARCAUCACUCUAUGGAUGAAGGAGAUGGUCAGAAAUCAAACCAAACCCAUCCAAAAUUAGAUCUCAAGAAUUUUCACACUCAAUUAUGGUAAUCUAUUAAACUUCGCCUUUUCUAACAGGUGGUAGCUUAUUAUUUGUUACAUAUUUAUUACUGUAUUUUAUUAGYAGUUAACAAGAGUUACUCUUGUUAAUUUAUACUAAUCCUAAAUAUGACUGCAAUUAUAAAGUAGAAUUAAACAAGUUUGUAAUAAAUUUGCACUGAUCAAUCUAUGAACUAAUUUUAUAUACAUAACAUUGGGUUCARCCCACUUUAAAAAAAUAAUAACACAAAUACUAUAUCAUUAUUUUCAA